Prorocentrum cordatum is the source of this 1157-nucleotide messenger RNA. The record is from the annotation of a GenBank genome assembly. Lineage: Eukaryota; Dinophyceae; Prorocentrales; Prorocentraceae.
AGGUGUGCAUCUCGUACCUCACGGAGGACGGGCUGCUGCAGUGCGCCUCCAUGCGCAGGUGGGACUUGCACGAGACGAAGCACUUCUGGUGCACGUGCGAGCGCUGCGGCGGAGAGAAGGACUUCAGCCGGGGCUUCCGCUGUCCCAAGUGUGAGGAGGGCGCUAUCUUCAGCCGCACCCCCGCGCCCGGGGCGGCCUCGAGCGCCGCGCUGCAGCCGGAGGAGCUCGUCAAUGAGUCCUGCUCGAGUUGCAAGUUCAAGGUCACCAAAAAGGAGGCCGAGAGGCUGACGAAGCUCGAGAGGACUUUGCGAGUCUCCAUCGACAAAUACGCGGAGCAGAAGAGAGCAGACGAGGCGGUGGCUCUGAAGUCGUUCAGAGCGACCGAGGAGAUCAUCGACGCAUCGUUUUUUCAGCACGCGCUGGCCGACCUCAUGUGGGAGAAGCUUGCGGACUACUACGCCCAGCACCAGCGGUCCAGCGACCACCGGCGGCUGCUGGAGCGCCGGUGCGCCUUCCACGAAGCGGCGUACCCAGGGCUCAGCGCGGCGCACGCGUGGUGCUUGGAGGGCUUCGCGGACGCGCUGAAGAAGGAGCCCUCCGCCACACAAGCACCGCCGGUUGUCACGGACGCGGUCGCCAGAGGCUCCUGGGCAAAGGCGGACCGCCUGAGGUGGCAGAAGGCCGCGAAGGCGGAGCCCGAGGAGGCCGCGAGGUUGUACACUCAGGCUCACGACAUACUCAGGCUGAUGUUCGGGGAGAGCCACGAGUAUGUCACAGGUGGAGCCCGGGGUGCAGGCGGUGCCGAAGAGCUUGCACAGGAGAAGGUACGACGUGGACGGGGCCGGGGGCGAAGACCCGGAAGGUGGUGGAGAAGGUGUAGCGCAAGGGCCGCCACGCCAAAGACCAAUGCACAGGCGACUCUGCUCUUCGUGCACGUCUUUUGUGCACUCAGACCGUGCAGCGGAACGCUUAGCUUUCCAACAUCUCCCUCCCAAUGAUGGCUAUAUGAGCUUGUUUUUUUAUUGCUCGGACCCGUAACGCCCGUUACGGGGGGGGGGUCCCCCCCCUCCCCCGUAACGGUAACGAGCGUACGGGGACUUGGGUGCGGACCCCCCUCCGUCCAGGCAGCCAUGCUGUGACGCUCACAUGUGUGCUCA